AUGGGGGCAGCCAAAGUGCUGGUUGUCGGUGCGAUCCAAGGUCAGCUCCAGCAUGCCUUCACCAAGAUCACCAAGCUCCAUACGAAACAGUCAUUCUCGUUUGCGAUCAUUAUCGGCGAUGUAUUCGGGAAAGACGCAGCCACCGAAGCUGAUCUGGGCGGCCUCCUGAACGGCGAGAUCAAGGUGCCGCUGCCGACAUACUUUUCAGUGGGAGACCAAGCACUGCCUACCAAGGUUGCUGAGAGGCUGGAGAAUUCAGAUGAAGUGGUCUCGAAUCUGAUCUAUGCUGGACGGAAGGGCACGUUCACCACUGCUGAAGGCAUUCGAGUCGUCACAGUAGGCGGAAAGCUGGUCGAGAACGAGGCCUCCGUGACCCAGAGCCUAGGCAAGACUGAUCCCCUGUUCCUCAGUCAAGACACGAAGAGCCUCAAAGGUGCUCACUCAGCUCACAUCCUCCUCACCAAUCAAUGGCCGGCCAAUAUUCACAGGCUCUCACAGGUCGACCUGCCUGAAGGCGUCGCCGUCGAAGCAGGAGCACAAUCCCUCGCCGAGCUCAAUCAAGCACUGAAGCCAUGGUACCACUUCUCAUCAAGCCCCUCCGGCAUGUGGGAGCGCGAAGUCUUCCAACAAAAGCAAGAAUACGACUCCCUCGAAGAACCAAAAUACACCCGCUUCAAAAGCCUAGCCAGCGUCUCCAAUCCCACGAAAGAAUGGGUAUCAGCCUUUACCCUCGACACCUCCCGCCCACCACCAGCAGAAACCUGGACCAAACUCCCCUUCCUCACCGGCUCCCCUCCUCGCAAGAGACCCCGCCUCGAAGAUCAAGACCAAGCCUACGGCCGCUACAACGGCCACGACAACCACCGCCAUGGCCGUAAGCGCGGCAGAUUCGACAAGCACUCCUCCAAUCCCAACGACUGCUUCAUGUGCGUCGGCAAAGCCGACUUCAAAGAACACAUGGUCGUCUCCAUCGGCUCCGAAUCCGUUCUCUCAAUCCUCCGCGGCCCUCUCCCGGAAUCAACCACCUUCCCCCAACUGACCAACUUCUCCGGCCACAGCCUCAUCAUCCCCAUGUACCACGCCUUCGACGAAAUCUCACAGGGCCGCCGUCCCCAAGAAGAGCUCCAGACCGAGUUCGACGAGAUGACGCUGUACCGGAAAGCGCUGAAUCGUAUGGUCGGCGCCAAGGCGAAUGGCGAACUGGGCACGGUGUGCUAUGAGGUCAAUCGGAUCGGCAUUCGACAUUUUCAUUGGCAGUUGCUGCCCGUCGAGGCGGAUAAGAUCAAGAGGGGCCUGGUGCAGGGCGCGUUCAAGCUGGCGGCGGAGAAUCGAAAAUACGGCACUUUUCAGGACUGCGACCCAGAGAAGUUGCUUGAGGAGCGAAACAAUUUCUUCAGAGUGUGGAUCUGGCGGCCCUCGACAAAUCCAGUCGAGAAGGCGGAUCAGGAGGCCAAUGGUACGGAGGGGGAUGGUGGGGAGACGACGUCUAUGUUCUUCAAAAUUCCCGAGGAAGGCAAGUUCAAUGUGCAGUUUGGGCGGGAGGUCAUGGCGGGGAUACUGCAAUUGGAGGAUAGGGUUGAUUGGCGGGCGUGUCUGAUGCCGGAGGCGGAGGAGUUGGCGUUUGAGCAGGCGGAGGCGGAGGCUUUUAAGGAGGGGUUUGCGGAAUUCGAUUUUGCCAUGUGA
Cyphellophora attinorum is the source of this 1683-nucleotide messenger RNA. RefSeq names its product CWF19-like protein. Bases 1 to 1683 code for a protein of 560 amino acids. Gene Ontology annotation, molecular function: RNA lariat debranching enzyme activator activity. Gene Ontology annotation, cellular component: post-mRNA release spliceosomal complex. Gene Ontology annotation, biological process: mRNA splicing, via spliceosome. The record is from RefSeq and is a predicted model, not a curated record. NCBI's taxonomy places the organism in Eukaryota, Fungi, Ascomycota, Eurotiomycetes, Chaetothyriales, Cyphellophoraceae. The transcript has a single exon.